AUGUCUGAACUCAGCAUAUUGGGCUUCAAGCCCUCGUCACAAUCACCAGAUACAGAUAUCGUGCACUGGGCAAUCCUCGUGUCGCCCCUGAUGCCCGCCGGCGCAGAGACACAAAAGACGCAUAAACCAAGAUUCUUCUCGCGAAGGUCCUCAAUCCGGUCCGAUAACAGACACGAAGAUGACUCAGACACCAGACUGUUUGACAUGCACGACCAUCAACUCCGACAACAAAUAUAUCCCAUACCCGUCGAAGGUUCCGAAGAACCAUCAUCAACGACGACCACAGCACCACCAUCUGAAGUCACAGAGAGGCCCUCGAUCAGCCCAAGCGAGGACGUCAACUCACCAACGUCCUCCUCAAUCCAGGACACCUCUGCUUCUCCCGCUCCUGCAACCACAUCUACCACUACUACCUCUACUCCCACAGCAUCAGCAACAACCACAAGCAUCACAUUUACUCCGACCAAUGAAACUCUACCGCUGUGCCUACGCAUCAAACUCGGCACACACCACUCCUGCCCGCACAAAGUGGUCAAAAAGCUCUCGGAUCUACUGUACCAGACGCCCACCUACGGCCCUGAGGACGACUGGCUCCGGGCCGCAGUCGAAACGACACUUGAAGCCGGGAUGCUGGAAAAUCCCAGCUCCAACUCGUCCUCCACCAACAUAACCGUACCCGUGGAGACUUACGACGCCGGACGGAUUGUCGAAUUCGCCCGCGAAGCAGCCAAGGAGGCAGUUUUAUCCCUUCAAAGUGGUUCCAAUCAAGAAGACGCCGCCCAAGUUACAGAACUCGACUACCCCGCCCACUUGGCACGGAUAGCUGGCGUCAAAGCCCUAUUUGGCCAACACAACCAUCACAGCAACCAUUCACUAUCGUCUUUACGGCGUUCCAGACAGUCCUCGCUGUCUCUUCGUUCGCCGUCACCUGCUUCAUCUACUGCUUCCCGAGCCGGCACUCCACGCACACAAUCGCGGACACGACUUGCGGCAGCACCAGCAACAGUGGAGCCUAUCCAAGUUCAAGCUGCCAGCGAUUCGGAACCACAACCCCAACCACAACCACAGUCUCGAACAUCAACACCGACCAUACCAUCAUCAUCAAUGAUACCCAACGAUCCGCCUCCAGCAUAUACUCCUUCCAACCCGCCCAGCCCCACAUAUAGCGUGUCGGCGGCAGAAAUCCCAAUUUCAACUCCAGCAGCACAAUCAUUAGCACCGGCUCAGGCACCACCGCAAACAACCUCCACUCCUCGUCCCGAUUCAACAAGACAACCGCAGCAGCACCCACAGAAAAAAUGCACAAGCAGCAAACUCGCCGCCGCCUCGUCCCUGCUAUCCUCCGCAUCCAGCCGGUCCAAGCGCUCCUUUCUAGGUCUGCGCAUCUCCCCGUCCCCCAACGCCUGUCGUCAACAGGCCGGUGGGAAUAACAGGCCCGCGCGCCAUAGGUGGAGUUACGAAAGGCAGGAUGAUCCGUAUGCUGGACUGAUGUAA
Molecule: messenger RNA, 1494 nt
Organism: Exophiala dermatitidis NIH/UT8656
Lineage: Eukaryota; Fungi; Ascomycota; Eurotiomycetes; Chaetothyriales; Herpotrichiellaceae
Exons: 1
Coding region: 1-1494 (497 amino acids)
Source: RefSeq, a predicted model, not a curated record